This is a messenger RNA of Chenopodium quinoa (quinoa), 4312 nucleotides long. RefSeq names its product polyadenylate-binding protein 5-like. The record is from RefSeq and is a predicted model, not a curated record. Lineage: Eukaryota; Viridiplantae; Streptophyta; Magnoliopsida; Caryophyllales; Amaranthaceae. Gene Ontology annotation, cellular component: ribonucleoprotein complex. Gene Ontology annotation, molecular function: RNA binding. Bases 1641 to 3602 code for a protein of 653 amino acids. The transcript has 7 exons.
AUCAAGUAUCUAUAAGAAAUUAAACAUUAAAAUAUAAUUCAAACCAACGAUAAAUUAAAAGUUGUCCUUUAAGUGGUUAAAUUUGGUGUAGAACAAUUAUGGAUGAACCAUUGUCCGUAGGAAGUGUCUCCUUAUGUACUCUCGGACGCUUUAAUUUGUCCAUUAAUUAAUACAUUGUCUUUCUUUCAACAAAAAAAAAAACUAAAUUUGCCAUAAAAAUAGUUAAAUUUACGCUCAGACUGGCUGUUUCACAAUAAAAUUAAUGUACACCCAAUGUACACAAGACUUAUUCAAUACUUCGUUUCAAAAUUUUAUUUUUUCUCUUGUCUUAUACUCAAUCUUACUAGAUAUUAACUGCAUAAGUGUGAUUAAUUUUAUAAUGUUGGAGGACCCUAACCAUACUUUAACCCUCACGAUUUUUUUGAUCCGAUAUUUGCGGGUAAAAUAGUUUGAGAGUGGUGGGGAAGGGUAAGAGAUCCCCACCCUAAAAGUGUCUCUAAUGGAGAUUAAACCCCCAAUUUCAAUGUUGGAAGGUUCAAUCAAUAUCACUAGACCAAACUUAGCUUGGUAAUUUCAAUACUAGAUUAAUGCCCAUGCAAUACACAAUUUUUUUUUUUUUUUUUUUUUUUUUUGAAUGUUAAAAUGUUGGGUUUAUAUUUUAAAAAGAUGUACAGUACUCCAUAAUUAUUAUGAGUUUAAAGGUAUUAUGGUAAAAGAGAGAUUACAACUUUCUAAUCAAACAAUAACUCAUGUCAAGAUAAUACGAAGUAUUAGGUGUUCAAAUCAAACAAGAUCUCAUAUCAAGAUAGUAUUAGACUUUAUUGUAAAUUUGUAAAUUGUAAGAAAAAAAGAAUUGUAAAUUGUAAUAGAAUCCACAAAGAUAUCAAAAAAACAAAUCAUAUAAGAACAAUAACAAAAAUCGUGACCUUUUUUACUAACACCAAAACAUGUCAACCUUAACAAAUUAAAAAAUAAUUAAGAAAGAAAGGAAAAAAAUCAGAAUCAAAUUAAAAAUAAAUUCGUUGAUUUGUUACCUCAAUUAAAUUGAAAAGAGAAAGCAGCAAUAAAAAAGGAAACAGAUCCAAAAUUUCCCAACAAAACGGAUUGUAACUGCCAUUUCUGUUCGUUACUUGUUGAGUGUACGUCACACUCUCUCUCUCUUUCUCUCUCUCACACACUUUUUAACAUUAUUUUCAGUCAAGAGACCAAACAAAACGCAAAGAUACGCCACGUCAUCAUUCUUAAAAUCUCAAAAAAUAAUCAAAUGAUUAUUAGAAAAAAAAACAAAAAAUUACUUUUUCUUUUUAAAAAAAUAUAUCCCCUAAUUCGAAACGCCCACGUUUCGUAUGGUAAAGCUCAAUACUAUAAAUUAGACUCAAGUUUUCCUGACUAAUUCCACCUUCUGUUUUAUUUCUUCCUCCUUUUUUUUCCUUUUUUUUUUUAAUAAAAAAAACCAAAAAAAUUGAUGGAAGAAAAAUUCUUUCUUUAAUCUUCCAUCAUUCCUUAAUUAACUGAUCCAAACCCCAGAAAAAUUUUCAGCCAUAUAUCAGAAAACCCUGACUCAUAGUUCUAAAAUUCUUGUUAAAUUUUAUUUGAUCAUUAUAUUUUUUUUGUAUUGUAAGUGAUUUUAUAUAAUUUUGAUGGAGACGGCAGUAGGAACCCAAAACCAACCCUCAUCACCUGUGGUCGUAGCCGGUCAGGGAACAACCCCGGUAGCAAAUACCGAGGUUGGGGGAGUGUUUGGGAAUCUGUCAUUGUAUGUAGGUGACUUGGAUGCAACUGUGAAUGAAAGUCAGUUGUAUGAACUGUUUAAUCAUGUUGCUCCUAUUGUGUCUGUAAGGGUUUGUAGGGAUCAGAACAAACGAUCAUCACUUGGUUAUGCUUAUGUCAAUUUCGCUUCGCCUCAAGAUGCUGCAAGUGCAAUGGAGAUUUUGAAUUUCACGCCUGUAAAUGGCAGGCCUAUUCGGAUUAUGUAUUCUCAUCGAGAUCCUAGCCUGCGAAAGAGUGGAUUUGCUAAUGUUUUUAUCAAGAAUUUGGAUUCUUCUAUUGAUAACAAAGCACUGCAUGACACAUUUGCUGCUUUUGGUGCCAUACUUUCCUGCAAGGUAGCUAUUGAUAGCAGUGGUCAAUCUAGAGGAUAUGGAUUUGUACAAUUUGACCGAGAGGAAGCUGCACAGAAGGCAAUCAAUAGUUUGAAUGGCAUGUUGUUGAAUGACAAACAAGUGUAUGUUGGAUCUUUUGUUCGGCGUCAGGAAAGAAACGGAGAUGGAUCACAAAAAUUUACUAAUGUUUAUGUGAAGAAUUUAUCUGAAAAUUAUACUGAUGAGGACCUUAUGAAAGCUUUCAGCCCAUUUGGUUCCAUCACAAGUGCUGUUGUGAUGAAGGAUUCGAGUGGAAAAUCCAGAUGUUUCGGUUUUGUCAACUUCCAAAGUCCUGAAUCUGCAGCAACUGCUGUUGAAAAGUUGAAUGGAACAGUUCAGGAUGACAAGACUUGGUAUGUAGGGAGAGCUCAAAGGAAAUCAGAGAGGGAAGCAGACUUGAAAGCUAAAUUCGAACAAGAAAGAAUCAGUCGCUAUGAAAAGCUGCAGGCUGCUAAUUUGUAUUUGAAAAAUCUUGAUGAUAGCAUAAAUGAAGAAAACCUGAAGGAAUUGUUUUCUGAAUUUGGAACUAUAACAUCAUGCAAGAUCAUGCUUAAUCCUCAUGGUGUUAGCAAGGGCUCUGGUUUUAUUUCGUUCUCAACCCCAGAGGAAGCAACAAAAGCAUUAAAUGAAAUGAAUGGUAAGAUGAUAGGAAAGAAGCCUAUAUUUGUUGCUAUUGCCCAACGCAAAGAAGAACGGAAAGCAAGGUUGCAGGCUCACUUUGCUCAAGCUCACCUGCACGGAGGAAUGGCACCCCUGCCGACUGGGAUGCAUGGAUUCUAUCCUGGGUCACCUAGACUUGCUCCUCAACAGCUUUAUUUUGGCCAAGGUGCUCCAGGUAUGCUUUCCCCUCACCCUGCAGGAUAUGGCUUCCAGCAGCAAAUCUUGUCAGGGAUCCGUCCAGGAGUUCCCCCAAACUUUGUGAUGCCUUUCCCCGUCCAGAGACAUGGGCAACCUGGACGUGUAGGUGGAAGGAGAGGCGGUAAUGCUCAUCAGUUGCGGCAAGAGCAACAGACUGCAAAUCGCAAUGGUGGUCAGAGUUUCAGAUAUAUGGCUAAUGGACGAAAUGGCCUUGAUUCGCCUGUGGCUCCUCAAGGUCUGGGAAGGCCAUUGGUGCCAAUGACCUUGGAUGUUUCUGGAGUGCCCUUGACUGCUGCUGAUGUUGCAAGAUCUGGCCCACUGUCAGUGCCAACACUUGCUUCUGCCCUGGCUGCUGCAUCUCCUGACAGUCAGCGCAUGAUGCUAGGGGAACAACUGUAUCCAUUGGUGGAUCGUCUUGAGCAUGAUAAUGCAGGAAAAGUCACUGGCAUGCUGUUAGAGAUGGACCAGACAGAAGUACUGCACCUUAUUGAGUCUCCUGAUGCUCUCAAGAAGAAAGUUUCUGAGGCCAUGGAUGUUCUCCACUCAUCUACCUUAGGUUCUGAAGCCGGUGAACAGCUUGGCUCACUUUCACUUACUGAUUGAUCCAUUCAUAAUCUUCUCAUUGAUACUCUUUUGCUGGGAAGGCCCAUAUUUUUGAGGGCAGGUUCAACUGUCAUUCAUGGGCUGUACUUUAAGAAUAUCUUUGAGAUGUUAGAUUAAUUAGGAUUUCAUUUAGGUUGCUUAAAUCAUUAUAGCGCAGGAUUUGCUUCUUUUAAACUGUUAUUUUCAGACAACAGUUGACAGAAGGUUAUUCUAGUUAUUAUACUUUGGGAUUUUUGGAUAUUGUUAUUUUAGUUUCAUGGGCAUAUCAGUUUAGGUUUCCUCAUGGUCAUUUUGAAUGUUUGAUAUAAGGAUAUCAUUAUUGGGGUUUUGGAUUAUUUUUAUUGAUUCAUUUUAGUGAUGGGAUUUCAGGAUUUUACUAAAUGCUGUUUAAGAGUUGCAAUAUUUUUUUAAUUUUGACGCUUUCGUGUGAAGUUUGCUAAUACCCUCUGCUUUAUGCAUGGUUGUGACUUGAGAGCCUUAUAAUUUCUCCAUGGAGGCAUAAGGCCUUUAUGAUCUGAUGAUGAGUUUGUAUAGGUUGAUCAGGCCUAUGUGUUUUCUAAGAAGAGGAAGGGGAUGGAAUUAUUUAAUCAAUUGUCGUUGAAUAUGCGCUUUCUUCGUUAUAUGCAAUUAGAUUAUGUUGACAAGGAAUGUGCAAAAAACUCGUAUUUGUCACAGUCAAAGCAUUUUGACAAGACGCUUUCUAUGCAAAG